Messenger RNA from Strongyloides ratti, 759 nucleotides. Its product is annotated as BTB/POZ-like domain and BTB/POZ fold domain and BTB/POZ domain-containing protein. The coding region runs from base 1 to 759 and encodes 252 amino acids. NCBI's taxonomy places the organism in Eukaryota, Metazoa, Nematoda, Chromadorea, Rhabditida, Strongyloididae. Gene Ontology annotation, molecular function: protein binding. The record is from RefSeq and is a predicted model, not a curated record. The transcript has a single exon.
AUGUCAAUAAGUAUAACUCAAGACACAAAUCCAACUACUAUAUCAACAAUAACAAAAGAAGUUAAUCAUAGUAAAGAAAUAUUGAAUAAAUUAUACAUUGAUUAUAAACUUCAAAAUGAAUUUUCUUGUGAUAUAAAAAUUAUUAUUAAUAAGAAUGAAUCUAUUUUAACUCAUAAAAUACUUCUCCAAGCUCAUUCUCUUUAUUUUAGAAGAAAUCUUAGCAAGAAUCAAAAAAUUGUAGAGUUAAAUGAUUUAAGAUAUAAUUUGAAAUUAAUAAAACUUAUGUUAAAAUAUUUUUAUAAGGGAACAGUUAAUAUAAAUUUGAAAAAAUAUUUUAAGAAUUUUAAGUAUAUGACUAAGAAAUUGGAAAUUAAUAAUUUGUAUAAUAAAUUAUCAGAAAUUAAAAUUGAAUCAAAUACUAAUUAUAGUAAUGAUAACAAAAAAUCUAAAAAAACAAUCAAAAGUGAAAAAAGUGAAAGUAGUAAAUCUAAAAUAAAGUCAAGGAAAAGUUUACGAAAAAAGAAUACUUCAAGUAAAAAUAUCUCUUUACCAAUGAAAAAAAGUAUUAAAAAAAGUAAUGAAUCUUCAUAUGAAAGUGAAAUUAAAUCUUCUCCUUCAAGAAAAAAAUCAUUAACUAAAUCUAGAAAAAAUAAAUAUCAACAGACAUAUUCUCCUGUAAAAGAUAAUGUUGGAAAUGUACAUAUAAUGAUGAAUGAUUUAAAGAAAACUAGGAAACAUAAAAUCAAAACAUGUUCUUAA